GAAUAUUUAACAGUCUUUACCAAAAAAAAUUCGUACGAGUAACAUUACGAGAUCCGAACUGUUUGUAUUGAUUUCUCCGAUCUACAGUAAAUAUUCGAAACAUUCUACAGUGCCAGAACAAGUUAAUUUUUAUUUGACAGUCAACAGUUUAACGUUAGCGGAAUUUAUUAACUCGACAUUAUCUUUCUUUGUUAUCUAAAUUAGUUUCGUGAAACAUGUCGAUAAGUAUAAACAGUUACGUGUGUGAGACAUUAUUAGGACAGGGCACUUUCGGGUACGGUUUCUUUCUACUUUUUUCCAACAUUCACUCAACUCUGUUCAUUUUUAGAUCCGUUUAUCUAGUAAGGCGAAAGAAAGAUUUGAAGCCGUUUGUAGUUAAAAAACAGAAUCUCAAUAACGCGAAUGCCUUACCUUUAAAGAGCAUAUUAGGGGAAGUGCAAUGCUUCCGUACAUUAAGGCAUCCCAACAUAGUAGCCUAUUAUGGAGCUUGGAUAGAAGACAAUCACAGUUAUAUCCUCCUGGAAUACGCGACGAGAUGCACGUUGAAGGAUUUGCUAGAGAAGAAUGAGAUACCGCUCAAGGAAGAGGAUGCGUUGUACUUGUUCUCUCAAAUCGUUCUCGGUGUCCAUCACAUUCAUUUUAAAAAGAUUCUCCAUCGAGAUUUGAAACCGGAGAACAUUAUGUUGACUGGGAAUCACGGUGACAUUGUAAAAAUCGGAGAUUUUGGAGUAUCCAAAGAUUUUGAAGAAUUAAAGAACUCGUCGAUCGCGAGUUUAGCUGGAUCAUUUAGUUACAUGGCACCGGAAAUGUUAAGAGGACGACCGUACGAUUUCAAAUGCGAUAUAUGGAGCAUGGGUGUUAUUCUAUACGAGAUGAUCACGAAGAGGCAUCCUUUUCCUGUCACUAAUUUGAAUGAAAUCAUGAAGUCUAUUUGCGAGGAUAAACCGCGGCCUCUUCGCAGAGGAGUCUCGGUGUCUAUCGUUAGUCUUAUAUCAAAGAUGCUGAGGAAGCAUUCGGCGCAUCGUCCCAAAACGGAUCAACUAGUCCUCUGUCCUUACUUGGUGCCUUUCAUUGCUCGAAUUUACUUGAAUUUAGGACGAGCAACUAGUAUUGCUGAUAAAAGCGAUGGAAAGUUCGGACCGGAAGUGUUCCUUAAAUUUUUAAAACCGCAAGAGAAGCGCAAAAUGAUUUUAGCAUAAUUUAUAUAUUCAGUUAG
Molecule: messenger RNA, 1216 nt
Organism: Ceratina calcarata
Lineage: Eukaryota; Metazoa; Arthropoda; Insecta; Hymenoptera; Apidae
Product: serine/threonine-protein kinase nekl-2
Exons: 5
Coding region: 216-1199 (327 amino acids)
Biological process (GO): protein phosphorylation
Molecular function (GO): protein serine/threonine kinase activity; ATP binding
Source: RefSeq, a predicted model, not a curated record